Messenger RNA from Heterobilharzia americana, 4116 nucleotides. The record is from the annotation of a GenBank genome assembly. NCBI's taxonomy places the organism in Eukaryota, Metazoa, Platyhelminthes, Trematoda, Strigeidida, Schistosomatidae.
AUGAAUACAUAUAGUUUAAAUGAAGAAUUCGUUACUGAAUCUGUUAAAAAUAUGUCCAAAGAUGUUGAGGAAUACUUAACUAAUCGUGAAGACAGGAAUACACAUGAAGAUCAAAUAACCACCAAUUUACAGACUGAUCCACUUAUUUGUAAAACUGAGGAAAUUAUAGACAACAAAAAUUAUUUACAACCUGAAAACGAAAAAACUAAAGAAGAUGAAUCAUGUGGUUUUAAAGUGUUCAACAUUGUCCUGGAAGAGGAAAUUUCAUUUGAUGAAGAACACAGAAGAACUGAACAUAUUUAUUAUCUUCCCUUAGCAAUUGGAAGCGCAAAUACAUGUCCUGAAACAUUAGGCAAAGAAUUUAUCGCCUUAACUGAAUCUAAUCACCAAAGUGAUUCCGAUAAAAUUCUUCAUGAUUUAGGAAAAUCUUUGAUUUGUCGAGUUGAGAAGAUGACAGGUAAUGAAAGUAAACUCGAAGAUGAUGCUUGCAAGCCUUCCGAACAAGUGGAUGCAAGUACCGAAGAGAUUGAUUCCACCGCAAAUGUUUCAGAUGUUGCUACAACUGAUGUUGCUGUUUCUGACGCCACUAGUACAGCAACCAUAACCACCGCCAGUGAUAAUACCAAUACCACUACUGUCACUACAGCACCACUAAUAUUACUGGUCCCAAAUAUAGCUCAGCAAUUCAAUCAGAUAGCUAAACUUAACAAAAGUAGUCUACGUAGUAAGCGGACAGUCAGAACGACAUGCUCAAGGCUGCAUCCUCUUUCUGAUUCUAAACGCCAGGCUAGUUUCGAAGAUACCCAGUUUGCAGAACCAGCAUCCUGUUCUGAUGUGGAUAUUACGACGUUAUUGAUUUCAAGUACUACAGGACAAAAAAACAUUGAUUCUCAAAAAAGUCUGCAGAAGGACUUACUGAAAGAUACAUAUCACGCUCGUUUUCACAGUGAUGACAUUACAACAUUACAAGACUACUCAAUUAAACCUCAAGCUCAGUCCAACACUGAUCCAGAACAAAUACACAUAGAGAAUAGGGAUGCAGAUCAUUCCAACUCUUCUUCUGAUAAAGGAUAUGCUAAGAACAGAAAUAGUAAUGUAUUUCGUAGUAAAAGUGCAUUAAGUACUAUACCUCCUAACAGAAGGGAGCAACAUUCUAAAGUUGGCCAUCAGUCAGAACCUAGUUCACAGGGUACUAAUUCCGUUUACAGACAAUCGCCACUGUUAGCAAGUGAAAAUCUGUUACAUUCUCAAGGUCAAAGUAGUGGUCUUACUGCUUCAGAAGAAGGUUCUUCAAGUUCAUUACCAUCACUGGAUACUGGAGGUAGUAGUUCAACUGGAGGAGGAUGUAGCAGUGGUCAAACACAGGCAGAAGAAGAUCGAAAUACAAGAGAAAAGUUGAGUACAAACGACCGGGCGUCCUCACAUUCCCCAUCUGAAACAUCCAGACUUCCAGUUGAAAGUGAUAAACGCAUAUCACAUGUUACACAAGGAGCACGCUCUGAUGAUACAAACGAUUCUCAGAGUGAUAGUUUAUCGGCUUCGAUAGCUGACAAGAAAGCAUUAGUUUUGUCGAGAAGACGUCAUACAGUCAAAGAACUCAUUCAUGUUGAAAAGGAAUAUGUCAGCGCACUAACAACUCUUGUCAAUGUUUAUAUGAUACCACUGAACAAGAAAAAAUUCUUGAUGAUCAACAAAUUGAUACAAUUUCUUCAAAUUGGAGACAAGUUACUUGAUAUGUUUUCCAGAGAAGCAGUUGCAAUGUGCUACUGUACAUUUGUAGAUAAUUUUUCAAAUUCUGAAAAGACAUUGGAGACAUGCUGGAAUACAAAAUCAUCGUUUCAAAAGUUUUGUGAGCUGAAAUUACGGAUGAAUCGUAACAAACUUCCUCUUAAAGCACUUCUUGUACAACCUGUUCAACGGAUACCACGAUAUGAACUACUUGUCAAACGUUUAUUAGAAUCAACUCCAAAAGACUAUUCUGAUCAUGCAUUAUUAAUAGAAGCGGAAAGUGCUAUUCAUCGAUUAGCUCUUAGAGUGAAUGCAGUGCAUGCUGCUGGUGAAGAUGAGAAUAUCGUGGAUGGUAUUAAAUUGAUUGAAAAACUGUUAGCGCCAGCAACCCUUACGCCAACGCGUCAAUAUGUUCGUCAUGACAUAGUCUCUGUAGAGGAACGAAAAGAUCCCGUCUGCAUCUUCAUGUUUACAGAUCAAAUAAUUUUCACAGUCGCUAGACGCAGAGGAAGUCAAGUUAUCAAGAAACCAAUAUUUCUUCGACUACAAUCUAUUCGUGGAGUUGAUGCAAUUGAAAACAUCAAGUAUAAAAUUUAUGAUCGCCUAGGCAUUGAAGCCAUUGAACUUGAAUCACGUAUGGAAAUUGGAACUGAACCAACUGGACACCAUAAAGAAGUAAGAGAUAAAAAAGAUUUGGCAUUACUAGCAGAAAUUGAAAACAUUUCAGCCAGAUUGGAUUAUCGACAUUAUGAUCUGGAUGCUGUUGUGCGUCAAAUGUACAUGUCUAUCCAGAAGGAACUUGAAGAUUUACGUACUGCAAGAAAUACAGCUACACCGAUGCCUGGAAAUAUUUCCAUUUUUACAGCUACUAGCAAGGAGGGCAUUGAACGCUAUGAAUUGAUGUUCCCAAAUAAAGCAAAACGGAAAGAAUGGGAAAAAACAGUACUGGAAUUAAAAAGGCAGUUAAGUUCUAUCAAACGAAUGGCGAAAUUUAAUGAGGCCAUUCAGAUUCCACGCACACUACCAGGAAUACAGCUCUCCUGUGCAUCUGCGAUUGAAUCAUCUCCACUAAUAGCUGAAACACCAUGUGAUGUUUGGCUGUGUGCAUCAGACGGUUAUACUGGUUAUAUCUGCCUUUUCACAGCUCAUCCAAAACCGGAUAUUUAUUUCAAUAUUCCACUGUCUGGUUGUACUUCUCGAAUCACGUGUAUAUGUGCUAUUCCUGGAUUCAUCCAUCAUGGAAUGAGGCGAACAUCCUACAGUCUGGCUGCCCAAAAUAUCCGUUCAAGAUGUGGAGUAGAAAAGAAACGUUCUGGAACUACUGACCUCCCUCUUCUCGAAGUAGAUCAAGCAGCAGUUGAAGAAAACAGUCAGCUUUCAAAAUCAGAUGAAACAGCUAAGGUAAAGAUAGAAGAAAAUUCUCCUGAUGAUAAAACUCAUAAGCUUCCUGAUUCGGAAUUCGAUAAAACAACUAAGAUGAUUUCGGGGGACUUUUCCAAUAAGAUACCAGAAUCUACAACAGGUAAUGUGGUUGAAAGGAAGAGUAGCAUUUCACAAGAUGUAAGUUCUGGUUCGUAUUCAAAUACUCCACCUGAUACUCCAACCAACGCAGAAUCCACACUAAAACUGUCAGAUGGCGAUGAACCUAGAACAGGUGAUCUUCAAGUUUCCAAAAGUUCGAAUAGUCAUGCAGAAUCUAAUGCAUCUCAGAUGCAGAAGAGUGAAUCAGUCAUUCCGACAGAUAGUAAUCAAUGUAGCACACAACAAACAUCAAAUCUCGAUUCACAAAAGGAAAGUGGUUCAGUGAUAGCUGUUGUUUAUGCAUCUGAUCCAGAUGAACCUACAUCCAAUGAAUCUGACUCUUCAGAUAUUAGUGAAACCGAAGGCGAUUUGACGCAGCCAAUACUUUCGGAAACUUUUUCAGAUAACUCUUCUUCCAAGGAGACUGAUACAUAUACCAAAGCGAACAGGGAAAACAAAAGAAAAGAUAGUUAUUCAAAAUCUUGAAAGUCAUUUGUCUCCAUCAACCACCAGAUCCUUGAUAGAAGCAAGUAGGAUUUAUUUUCCAGUUAGCCAUAAACAUGUGGGCCAGAGUAGAGUUUAAUCAAGAGCUCAUUAUCACACCUUCUGUUUGGCGGUGGAGCAGCAGGUAAUAACAUUUUGUUCUAGCUUUAAAUUCCUUAGUAGUGAAUACCCAAGACCACAUCAAGCAUCAAGCCUAGGAGUGUCAGGUCUCGUGAUGAACACAUUACCUUUAGUCGACCGGAGUGAGAUUAAAUUGUCAGUUCUUUUUCUACCUCUCUCAAUUUGCUAUGCUGCUCGAUCAUCAACCGUUAUUAAUCAUGGUCAUUCAUCUUCACACUCAUCUUGGUCGACCCUAGAAGCCGC